Ziziphus jujuba (common jujube) is the source of this 4921-nucleotide messenger RNA. Its product is annotated as MDIS1-interacting receptor like kinase 2-like. NCBI's taxonomy places the organism in Eukaryota, Viridiplantae, Streptophyta, Magnoliopsida, Rosales, Rhamnaceae. The record is from RefSeq and is a predicted model, not a curated record. Bases 1931 to 4765 code for a protein of 944 amino acids. Gene Ontology annotation, biological process: protein phosphorylation. Gene Ontology annotation, molecular function: ATP binding; protein binding; protein kinase activity. The transcript has 2 exons.
UUAGAUGUAUUGUUACUUUUUAAUUAAUCACAUUACCUUGUACUGUUAAAGAUGAUUUAGACAAAAAAAAAAAAAAAAAAUUAUCAAGCAACCCAUACAUUAAAUUCUGACUACGUCUUUGUCACUCACAAUUUAUGAAGGUGCUAGUUCAAAUUUUAAAAUCUGAUAAAUUAAAUUAUAAUUAGUGCAACUUUUAAAGGUUUAGAUAAAAUGUUCCCUUUGAUGCAAAAAUCCCACUGUUUGUAAUGAGCAGACUUUACUAAAUAGUUUUUCAAGUCAAAUUCAUUGUAUUUCUUCCCCUUAACAUUUAAAAAUAAAUUUAAAUCUCUAACAGAAAAUUAUUAUAAAUCUAUAAGUGAAAGCCUCUCAAAUGUUCUACAAAAAUAAAAAUAAAUUACAUCCGUUCAUACUAAAUGCCUAGUUCAUCAGAGUCCAAAGUCAAAAACAAAACUCUUAAUGAAGUGCAACCUCCUCAUACUUAUAUCAUCCACCUGUUCAAUCAUUUCCUAAGAAUCUGCUAGCAAAUAAACCCCGCAUAAGAUCAGGACUCCACGGAGAGAGGCAAACUAAAUGAUGCUUUUUAUAAAUAAUAGCUCAAGAUCAAACAGCUAUUAAAAAAAAAUUAAAAAAUUAAAAAAAAAUAAAAACAACAACAACUAGGUAGCAGCUUGAUCUAGACUUAAUACAAAUAAAUUAAUAGAGGCACAUGAUGUGAACAUUUUAACACAUAUCAUUAAAAUACAUGGUUGAAAACUACUUAAAAUACCUAUAUAGAGCUAUAUAUUUAUAUAUGAAAUGUGUGUUUCUAUAUACCAAGAAAUUUAACAAAAUUUCAAAUAAAUUAUACGAGAUAUAUUCCUAUGGAAAUUAAUUUGGAUUGAAAACUUUGGUGGAAGAACUAAACCAAGAAAUUUAAAUGUAAAUUACAGUAAAGAAGAAAUGUGUGUUUCUAUAUACCAAGAAAUUUAACAAAAUUUCAAAUAAAUCCUAUGAAAAUUAAUUUGGAUUGAAAACUUUGGUGGAAGAACUAAACCAAGAAAUUUAAAUGUAAAUUAUAGUCAAAAUAUCAAAUAGACGUACUUGCUAUGCAUAUAUGAACAAUAGGACGAGCUAAACAUAUGCUAUUAUGCUUCUCAUGAUGUUCUAUUUUUCUUUUUCUCAGCUUAAUUUUCCACGAAACUGGGGUGGAAAAGUACAGCGGCUGCAAAAUACAUUUUUUUAUAUUAUUAAUUAACUUAAUUCCCUCACAAUUUUACUUUUCUUGCCGUAUCUAAUCUUCCCUGGGUGUAAACUAUAACCUUCUAAUAAUUGUAUUUGCUACAUAAUAACAAAAUUAAAUUACAAUUUAUACAGAUGGCACUCGCUUAAUUUAUGGUAGAAUUAGUCAAAGUCUGUAUUUGGCAUUUAUGGUAGAAUUAGUCCAAGUCUUUAUCUGGGGUGCCAUAUAUAAUGAUUUAUAUUCCAUAAAGUAAUUGAAAAAGCUAAAAUAAUAAUAAUAAUAAUAAUAAUCAUCAUGGAAAAUGAAGCAACCCUUGACCACACAUAGUCUAUUCCACCAAGAAAGGGACUUCACUGAGUUGUGUCUUUUCAUAUGUUGACCCACAUGACCGUUAUUUAAUUGGACUAUAUCCAUAUAUCUUAAUAUCUAAAUAUCCUAUUUUCCAAUUUAUAUUGGAAGAUAUAAAGCGCCGUAAAUGCUAAGGUUUGUUAUAUUUUCAACUUGGUUAUAAUUUUUAAAUUAUUUAUGGAGAUGUUAUUCUACUUGGGAAGUUAUUAUGUUGUGAAUUAUAGCAGUGGAAAUAGUUUACCCCUCCCUCUCUGUACAUAUACUUCUCUCUAUAUAUAUUUAUAUGUAUGAAUAGACACUAGCGUAGCAUGAUCUCCUUGCGUUGCAUUUUUGCCAUUAAUCUCGAUUAAACCCAAAAAGACAAUGAUAUCAAAGGGUCUAUUUUCUCCUCUCCUUAUCAUCUCCAUUUCCUUUUUACAUUAUGCUUCUUUUGCUUCUGCUUCUUCUUCAAUCAAUGAACAAGAAAAACUAGAAGCAGAAUCGCUAUUGAAAUGGAAAACAAGCCUGGAAAACGAAACUCAGUCUCUGCUUUCUUCCUGGUCACCAAGCAAAACCCCAUGCAAGUACUGGGUUGGGAUUGGUUGCAGCAGCAAUGGAAGCAGUAUUAUCACCCACAUAAACCUCACAAGCAUGGGUUUAACAGGUACUCUCAACCAUUUCAACUUCACAUCCUUCCCUAACCUCUAUUCUCUUGAUCUCCAUGACAAUUCUCUCCAUGGUAACAUCCCUCCCCACAUAGCAAACCUUUCAGGGCUAGCUAUUCUUAAUCUGGGUUCCAACAAAUUUUCUGGGAAAAUAACUCAUCGGGUAGGAGAUUUGGUGAAGCUUGAGGUUUUAAUAUUAUCAAAAAACCUUCUUUCUGGUCCUGCUCCUUACUUUCUUGGAAACUUGACCAAUCUCUCUAUUCUUAACCUUGGAAAUAAUCAUCUCUCUGGCUCUAUACCAGUAGAGAUUGGAAGGUUGAGAAAUCUAACCGAGCUUCGUUUGAAUCUAAACAUGCUCAAUGGUUCUAUCCCAGCUUCUUUAGGUGAUUUGCUGAGCUUGCAAGUUUUGUCACUGUAUGGUAACAAUUUGUCUGGUUUUUUGCCCAAAGAGAUCAAUAAACUCACAAAUUUGAGACUGUUCUUCUUGUCAAAUAAUAGCAUUUCUGGAUUGUUGCCAGAGAAUAUUUGUCAUGGAGUUAUCCUUGAAGAUUUUUGUGCAAGUAAUAAUCGUUUUUGGGGUACUGUUCCUAAGGGGUUGAAGAAUUGUACAAGUUUAACUAGGCUUAGACUUGACAGGAACAACCUCAUUGGAAAUAUAUCAGAGGAUUUUGGGAUUUACCCAAAACUUGAUUAUGUUGAUUUGAGCUAUAACAAUUUUCAUGGUGAAGUUUCUCCAAACUGGGGAAAGUGCCAACUCCUUACAAGUCUGAAAAUUUCUGACAACCAGAUUACGGGGAAAAUACUACCAGAGAUUGGAGAAUCAAGUCUUUUGCAUGUUCUUGAUCUUUCUUCAAACAAUCUUGAAGGGGAAAUUCCAAAGGAAUUGGGAAAUUUGAAGUCUUUGUAUAACCUUACUUUGAGUAGAAACAAUCUUUCUGGGAAUAUACCUCUAGAGAUUGGGACACUACCAGAUCUUUCAUACCUUGAUCUUUCAGGAAACAAUCUGAGUGGUUCAAUUCCCAAGAAAAUUGGUGAUUGUUCCAGUAUGCUUUACUUGAAUUUGAGCAACAAUGAUUUCCAUGGUGAGAUUCCUGCUGAAAUUGGAAACUUAGAGUGGCUGCAAGUUGCAUUAGAUCUUAGCAGAAAUUCGCUUUCUGGGGAGAUUCCAUGGCAAGUUGGGAAGUUGAUCAAGUUAGAAAUAUUGGAUCUCUCCCAUAAUCAGCUCACGGGUUCCAUUCCUUCCUCUUUUGAUGAAAUGCUCAGUUUGAGAUUGGUAGACUUAUCUUACAAUCAAUUGGAAGGUCCUAUCCCAGACAACAAAGUCUUUCAGGAGGCUGCAGUCCUAGGAAAUAACUUGGGCUUGUGUGGGAAUUUUACUGGUUUGAAGAUCUGUCUUCCUUCUCCACUGAAGAAUAAGAAAAAUCGCACAAACAUAGCAAUCCUAAUUACCAUUCCUUUUCUUGGAUCUUUAAUCAUCUUGAGCAUGAUCAUGGGUUUUCUCUAUGUUGUUCGAAAAAGACGAAGAAAUACAGGAAGUGAGAUGAGACAUUCCAACCAUGGAAACUUAUUUUCAGUGUGGAGUUAUGAUGGGAAAUUAGUAUAUGAAGAUAUCAGGGAAGCAACCGAAAAUUUUGAUGCCAAGUAUUGCAUUGGAAUUGGAGGAACGGGAAGUGUUUACAAGGCAAAACUGUCAACAGGGCAGAUUGUAGCAGUGAAAAAGCUUCAUCCAUCACAGUAUGCGGAAUUGAAAGAUCAAAAAGCUUUUGUGAGUGAGAUUCAGGCAUUGACAAAAAUCCGCCACAGAAACAUUGUGAAGUUGCAUGGUUUCUGUUCUCAUGCCCAAGAAUCAUUUCUGGUUUAUGAGUAUUUGGAGAGAGGAAGUUUGGCUAAGAUCCUGAAAAAUGAAGAAGAUGCAAAAGAGCUCGAUUGGAUCAAACGAAUCGAUUUUGUAAAAGGGGUUGCAAAUGCUCUCUGCUACAUGCACUAUGACUCAAUUCCUUCAAUAAUUCACAGAGACAUAUCAAGCAACAAUAUAUUGUUGGAUGCAAAAUAUGAAGCGCAUGUUUCUGACUUUGGCACUGCUAGACUUGUAAAGGUUGAUUCUUCUAAUUGCACAGUUCUUGCUGGAACAUAUGGUUAUAUUGCUCCAGAAUUUGCAUACACAAUGAAAGUUACUAAAAAAUGUGAUGUUUAUAGCUUUGGAAUAGUAACACUAGAAAUAUUUAUGGGACAUCAUCCUGGUGAACUGAUAUGCUCUCUCUCGAGUUCCUCAUCACUAUCAUCGUCGGAAACUUCGUCUUCUUUGCCAUCAAGCCCUCAUGAGAUGCUGUUGAGGAAUGUUUUGGACAAUCGUCUACCAUCUCCUACUCCUAAAGUGGCAGAGGAAGUUGUUGCAAUUAUCAAAAUGGCAUUCACAUGCAUAGAUGCUAAUCCACAAGUUCGGCCAACAAUGCAGCAUGUUUGUCAAGAGCUAUCGACUCCAAGACAAACUCUUUCUGAGCCAUUUGAUGAAGUUACUUUAGGAAAGCUACUGAAUGUGAAUGAAAUUGUCUAAGUUGAGCAACAAAAUCUUGUAUUCAAUUUUUGGUGUUUGGUCUCUGGUGCAUAUGAAGUUUAUAUUCUCUGGUUUUUAACCAUUAUAAAAUAGGGGAGCAGUGUACUAUUCAAAUAAAUUAAUGUUCCUUAUUAUUAUUAUUAUUAUUUUACAAUA